CUUCCUGGAUCACCAAACACGAUGCAUGAGGACUCCAUACAAAAGGCUUCCAGCGUUGAGGUCGCAGAGCGAAGAAAAAGCAGUGUUCUCAGACCCAAUACCACACGCGGAGAUAGCUUCCUCGAUGAGCCACAUGGAUUCAAAAAGUCGGACGACAACUCGAGACCAGGACCCGGAUUGACCAAAUUAUCAUCUUCCCGUACACCAUUAUCUAGAGGCAACUCUUAUCAACCAGAUUGGGCGCAAGAUGCAGAAGACGUGCCCGCACCUCCAGUGCCCUUGCAGGAGCUUGGAUCGCCAGAAGAUCUCAAAGACAUGUUGAGGAUGGGCAGGACCCAGGAGAUGNNAAAAUUAGUAACAACAAUCAAACGCUCGAAGCAGGCGGAUGUGCUCUACUUUUCUGGUCUUGUUCAUGUGUGGUCUUUCGUGGGCUCCAUGUUCAUCACCGCGUCGCUAGCCGAGAUGGCCUCGAUCUCGGCUGGUCAACAUUUCUGGGUUUCAGAGUUCGCCAGUAAACGAUGGCAGCAGCUCCUGUCCUAUGUCACAGCGUGGUCGACACUCCUUGGUUGGCAAUGCGGAAACGCCUCAGGACUAUUUUUGACCGGCUCGCUCUUCCAAUCGAUGAUAACCAUCUAUCGACCUGAUAAUGGCCAAUACAUGUGGCAGACAGUUGUGUUUAUUUUUCCGUGUCUCAUUCUCGUUGUUGUUGUCAACAUAUAUGGAACGCGUACGAUUGCGGUUAUGCAGAACAUCGUGAUGUCGUUCCACAUACUUGCUCUCAUUGCGAUCAUCGGUCAGUUGAAUCCUGGAUACGCUCAAGUUGCCAAUUCUAAUAGAAUCCAAGCAAUCUUGGGGGUUCUCUCGCCGCAUAUUCCUGCAAAGAGGGCACUUUUCCAGAUCGAAAACACAGAGUGGCCUUCUGCAGCUUUGGCUGUGUUUGCUGGUCAGACAAACGCAAAUUAUAGCUUGUUCNNUGUGAGUGCUGUGGCACUUCUGACAUACGCAGAGCUAAUGUCGACAGAUGUUGAUGCCCCAAUUCGGCUUUCUGAAGAGGCUCAAGAUGCGGCGAUAGCCGUGCCAAAGGCAACAAUGCACACUCAAGUGAUCAGCGGAGUUUGUGGUCUAGCAGUAAGAUCUCGUUGUAAGCAUGCAGUCUUUGUUCUAACGAUUCUUUUANNGGCUGUUGCGAUGUUCGCAUUCUGCGUCCCAAACGUCACAGAAGCCAUAGGUCACCCAACGGGUUACUCACUGCUGUAUGUUCUGCAGUUGUCUGUUCCAAAUGGGGUUAUAGUAUGCGUGCUUUUGGCAUGCAUUGUUCUUGUCGGAGCAAGCAACAUCGGCUUUGCAGCAGCGACUGCAAGAAUUACAUAUGUUUUUGCAAGAGACCAAGGUCUUCCAUUCUCUCAUUGGAUCAGCAGGGUUCAUAAGAGACGCCUUACGCCAAUCAACGCUGUAAUCUUGACAGCAGUUGUUAUUGCGCUAUUGUCGCUAAUAAACCUUGGUUCCACAACCGCCUUCUAUGGCAUCUCCAGNGUGGGACUUGCCCAAGCCACACAAGCCAUGUCGUAUAUCUUGCCCAUCUCGUGUGUCCUGUAUCGUCGCAUCAAAUCUCCAGGGGACAUGCCGAAAGCGCGAUGGAGUCUCGGACCUAUAUGGGGUCCAAUCAACAACGUUCUCGCCAUCGUUUUCUCUAUCAAUUGCUUCAUUUCAGCAUUUGCUCCACCUAGUCUGCCAGUUUCAAAGUCAAAUUUCAACGUGGCAGCCGUGCUUUUCACAGGCGCGAUGGUGCUGAUGAUGAUAGCGUACUAUUUCAGAAAGGGAAAAUACCACGCAUUAAGAGACACUCCCAGCUGGAACUUGAGCCAGCUGGGUACUGGACAGAACGUUCAGUUCUUGACGGUUCCGGAGGAAUUUUGA
Messenger RNA from Aureobasidium musti, 1917 nucleotides. The record is from the annotation of a GenBank genome assembly. Lineage: Eukaryota; Fungi; Ascomycota; Dothideomycetes; Dothideales; Saccotheciaceae.